Paramuricea clavata is the source of this 5471-nucleotide messenger RNA. The record is from the annotation of a GenBank genome assembly. Lineage: Eukaryota; Metazoa; Cnidaria; Anthozoa; Malacalcyonacea; Plexauridae.
AUGGAGGAAGGCGAGAGCUCGUCCAGAAGUGUUGAUAGGGACGAAAUUGAGAGCUUUCACGUAGUUACUACCGAAGAUAAAAAGGUAAAACGAAAGGGAUACCUGGCCAAAAGGGACGCGACAAAGAUUUGUCUUUAUGAUGAGCAAUUUACGCGGUGGCGGCAGCUAAAAAAUGAUUUAAAUGUGAAGACGGACAAGGAACUAGCGACCUUGCUUCUUGAUAAUUAUUCGAGCACGAAGCAAGUUUUAACGACAAGGUAGGAAAGAUGUAUUGUAUUUAUAAAAUAAUUCAAAAUUGGAUUAAACAGUGGUUAUAUCUCCUUUUAUAAAUCUUGUAGCGAAGCGGAAACACAAACAGAUGAAAGUCAUCAGGUCACAAUGGAAACUCUAUUGUCCAAAUCUCCAGGUAAAUUUUGUGAUAUAACAGCUGUGUAUUUGUUUUUGAAUGUUACAGUAAUUACGACUAAAGUUUGUAUUAUAUUUAUGUUUUUAUAGUUCUAACUUCAACGCCAAAGGAAGGAAUACAUCGAACUGAGCGUCCUCUUUCCACUCCAAAACGUAGACGAUUGUCAAUGACAAAUAUGGAGACGAAACAUGGUACUCAAACGUCUGCUGAAUCUUUCUCUAUGAGGUACGUGGUAUUUGAAUUUGUGUUUUACUCGAAUGAAUAAGACUCGUAUGGAUAAGAUUUCAUAAAUGACUAGAUAUUUGAUAUCUUUUUAUUUUUCACCAUUUCCUGUGAAUGUGAUUUCGCAGACAUGCAUUUGAUAUCAUACAGCUGUAUAUAACUUCUUGAGUCAUUUGAUAUUUGUUUAAAUAUUUGAUGCUUGACACGUUGACAAUGCCACACUCAAUAACUUGAUUGAUAUUUAUGAUGUUACUCUGAGUGACAAAUUUGAAAAAUAUGCCUGGCAAUGGUGUGAAUUAAACCUAAAUCCAAAUGCCCUGCCAACUGAUAUACAUGGUCAUGUCGGUUUGAGUAUGUGAUAUUUCAGGACUGAAUCAAGUUCCUUCAAAUUCGACCCGACCUGACUGCAUAGCUCAGUUGCCAGAGCAUAGUAUUGCAUAGGUUCAAUUCCCAUGGCCUGGUAUAUUUUUCAAGCUUGCCCAGUGUGUAUACAGAUCAUAUUCAUCUGAGUACAUGGCACCAACAUAGAAAAAACCAUUAAUGUGCACAUGAGUCAUUAUUAACCCCCACCCACCCGGUGGAAAGGUGGGGAUUUGUUUUGGCCACCUUCAUCAAAUAGGCAAAAGCCCCCAUACCAGGGAACUACUUUCUCAUAAAAAUUGUAAAAACCCUCUUAUAGUGUACUUAUGACAAUUUUCCUCUUUCCAUGUGUUUUCUGUUGCCUUGGUUUUGUAGUGUAUAACCAUUGACCAUAUAUAUGCAUUGUACAUUCCCCUACCCAUGGGGGCAAAUAACAUGCAAAACGUUUUAAAUGCCCAGCGUAAUAGGCCAACAAAUUAAUAGUAUCCCAUGUUAACUGCACUGUGGGCUGGGUUUAACAUUUACUCAUGCAUAAAAAGUUUUGGCAUUUAAGGAAACUUAGCCCAAGCAGAUUUUGGAUUUAUUUAUGCAUGUUUUAAAUUAGAACUCAACAGUUUCUGUAUCAAUAAAUUCUGUAUCAACAGUUUCUGUAUUCAAUAUAAAGAUAGACUACAUGGAAAAUAUAGAUAAAACUUCAAGCUGAAAUAUUCUCUAUAUUUUCCGAUAUUCACACAAAUGAAUCUACCUAUAUGUUUUAAAAACCUGGUAUUUCAUAGUUUUUUUACCAGUUUAACUCUUUGUAAAAUUUUGAAAUACCACAUACUUGCAGGUACAUGAUGCAUUAGAAAUGCAUAUACUUAUGUUUUAAAAUAUCAAUAUUUAUAACAUAGGACUAGUUUGAGUACUGGUAACUUAGAGAAAACCCUGACAGCCAGUGAAUCAGAUGGCAGUGAUACUGAGCAUUCAGAUGCCUUUAGGUAAGUGUUACAUAAUGAGCUGCAGUUGACUUUUAUAUGUUGUAGGACUGUUCGGUAUACCGAUAUACUAAAAAUAUCGGUAUCAAAUCAAUAUUGGUAUAUCGAUACCGAAUAUUCAACCAUACCGAUAUACCGAAAUUUCCAAUAUACCGGAAUUUUUCGGUAUACCGUGUUAAAUUUACCAACUAUAUGACGAAACCAUAACCUUUAUUUUACUACUGAAUGGCAAUUCAAAUAAUUUUCUACGGCAAUGAUUUAGAAUUUCCACUUCAGUUAGAUUUUACACUAAGUAUGUGCCGUUCGAAACAUGUUCGAAACAGCUUCGAAAUUAUCGUUUUCCCCUUAAGAAUUACUCAAAAUUUCCUUCAAAUUUCCAUUAAAGAAUUUUCCUUUAUAAUUAUCAAAGAAAAACCGGUAUACCGAUAAUAUCGGUAUAAUUUUUUUGGUAUACCGAUACCGGAAAUUUGUCAUACCGAACAUUCCUAAUAUGUUGACAAUACAAGUUAAUACUACUGUAAAAUUAGUAUUUAUAUAAUUAACUGUUAUCCAGAUUUCAAGAUGAUCUUCCAGAUCUAGAAAAUAUGACACUGGAGGAAGAGGUGUAUGAUACACAAAUUGAAGGUCACGAUGAUGAUGGUGAUGUUGAUGAUGAAGAGGAUGGUGAUAGUAGUGACAGAGGACCUUGUCAAAGUCAAGUUGUCAGGAUUGCACCAGUUGACAUACCCACACUUGAGUUUUGUUUGGUUUCAACCUCAGCAGUCAUGGAUCUGUUGCACAAAUUGCAUGGGCCAAUGUGUAAACGAAGAGAGUGUAACAGAGAGCUAGAUUUUGAUAAUAGCUUUGUUGGUUCAUGCCUUGUUGUUCAUUGGUCAUGCAGUGCUGGCCACUUUGGUGGAAGGUGGUCUGCACAACCCCAAUGUGAAGGCAUUCGUGCUGGCAAUCUGCUCUUAGCAUCAGCCAUACCAUUAUCGGGGAAUUCCUACACAAAGGUAGGAUUUCUAUGCAAAGUGAUGAAUCUGCAUUUCUUCUCAAAAAAUCUCUACAACCAAUACCAGAGCUUGUAUAUUGGACCUGCAGUAAAUGAUUAUUGGGAAGUUUUGAGAAAUGAUGCAUGGAAAGAAAGAGAAGAUAAAGAAAUCAUCCUGAGUUCCGAUGGAAGAAAUGAUUCUCCAGGACAUUCUGCGCAGUACUGUACAUAUUCCUUUGCUGAUAUGGACACAAAAUGCAUAUUGGAGCUCAAUAUUGUUGAUGUCAGGGAAGUGGAAGGAAGAAAGAGCCCCAACAUGGAGAGAGUUGGUUUCGAGAGAGGAUUGGAUAAGCUAAUCGGAUCCCAGAUGAACAUUAAAGAGGUGGUUACGGAUGGCCAUUUGGAAAUUGGUGCUUUGAUGAGUAAGUGUGUGUAGCAUGGCAAGUUAUAUCACAUUGUAGUAGGGUACAAUAUAUAGAUACUGUACCGAUGUUUGAUAAGAUGUUAAUAAGGGCAAGAAAUUCUGCUCAUGUCAUGCAAAUGGCAAUUUGUUUAUAUAGGUGAAUGUGCUUAUUCCAGUAGUGUACUCCUCAUUGAAAGAGUACUGCCAGUUUCUCUUGUUACAUUAUCCUCUGGCAGGAAGCCAGCCUGACUAUGUAGGUUAUUGUCAGCAAACAAUGUGUCAAAGUUCAAGACAGUUCCAUCAUUUGUACAGCCUUCAAUCGAUUAAUUUUAAAUGUGAAAUUUUUUUCAGAAAAUGCACCAAAGUACAAAGAUGUGUUACAUCAACGAGAUGUUUGGCAUGGAGCAAAAAACCUUGCUAAGAAGGUUAUCACUGUAUGUAUGAUUUUUGCAGCGCAAUGUUUGUAUCAAUUUCUAUAAGUAAUGAUUUGCAUUUUUUACUGUAGGCUGCUAAUGAGAAGGGAAAUGAAGAUCUCUCGCACUGGAUUGCUUCGGUCAGAAACCAUUUUUGGUACUGCAGUCGAAAGUGUGGUGGUAGUACAGCAGAUUUCAAGGUGUAUAUAAUAUGUUAAAAAACUAUGUAACAUUAUUUUUAUGUUGGUAAAUACUGUAAGGACUUGCAAAAUAUUGCCGGAUAUUCGUGGUUCCAAACUUGAUUCGUUAUCAUUAGCGGCAAUUUGGCUAAUUAGCUUCAUUAAGUGUCUUGAAUUUUAACAUUGUAAUCUAUUCAAUAGGACUUGUGGAUUGGAUUGCUCCAUCAUGUGGUUGAUGAACAUCACUGGGUGCUGAAUGAUGGAAUAGGACAGGGGAAAUGUGACCAUAGUGUGUUGACAGAAGAAGAAAGGUCCAAACCUUGGCUGCUAAAGGAUUCCUCUCCACACAAAGCCUUAAGACAAAUAAUUUUGCACAAGCGACUGCUAAAUGAAUUGCACUACUACACCAAUUUUAGGUUAGUGUAAAAUGUACAGUUAAAUAAGCAAACCUUACCAGUGGCAGAAAUUAACAUUUUCUGGGGGGGGGGUGGAAGCAGUGUAAAUUGCUGAACAAACUUUCAAAUUUCUGGCAAACUUCAGUUGCUGUGGCGCUCAUAUUGACGCCCUCAUAUUUGGAAUGGAGGCCAAAAUUUUUAAAAAUUUGUCAUUUGUCUGUGAAGGUGGGGGCGGGGGGAACACCCCCCCCCCCAACUUAGAUUUCCGCCACUGUACCGUACAAAAUAGAUUUUCAUCUCAAAAAGACACUUUAGUCCAUUUCAUUGAUAUAGGAAUUAUCAAGGUCGUAUCAUAUAUAAUACAGUGUUCACAUUCUUGUAUAGGCACACUGGAUUUUUGGAGUCCUUUCACAAUCAUUUGCUGAUGUAUUGUCCCAAACGCCUUUCUUACACGUAAGUACAAAUUGUGAGUUCAAUUUAUUUACGGUGUGUGAUAAAAAUAGUUUCUUAACCCAGUAACUGGCCGUGGUUUUACAAUGACAUUGAGACAUUUAUGUCCUAAGAUACACCAUCACAAUGAUUAUUGCUUCUUUUUUAUAGGAUUAUUGGAUACAAGCUAAGGAACCAACUAGCAGCAAUUGACUUUAACAAACACAGGAGUCGAGAAAUAGCCAAAACAGCAGAUGGGACACCCAGGUAAUAUAAGUAAUUAUGCUUAUAAAAAGGUCAAAUGUACCAAAUGAAAAAUGAUAGCCAUUUGGUCUGGCUGUGUCCUAAGUUAAGAUGUUCUAUUACCAAAGCUCUGUGUUCGAAUAUGCGGUAUACCCAUACUGUCAAUUGAAUUUUGAAGCAUUUUUAUACAGUAAUUUAUAAGAUUAUUUCUGUUAUGUUAAAAGGUACAAACAUCAUUAUAGUAAAAGGACCAAGGUAUACUGUGUGGUCCCCAUUCUUCAACCAAAGGAAUACAAGUAUAUUCCAGAAUUGCUUGUAGCCAUUUUCAAAAAAAGGAAGACAACACUAGGACAUGUUACCCAGAAGUUGACACUUGCUGCAGAUGAUCCACGAAGGAUUGCAACAAAUAUUGCACUACAGCCCAAACCUUCCAAGGAAGAACUUUUGGCAAAACAUAAAUCAAGGUUUUCAAAUUGA